GGCCCGAGUGAAUGGUAGAGUGCACUUUGCGACUCUCAGACUCGACUUCCCCGAAAAACGGAGCAUUCAAAAUAGCACAAGAGAGAUGAUCAUCAUUGGACGCCGAUGAUGAUGACGACAACGACGACAACGACGACGACGACGACGACGACGACGACUGCGACUGCUCUGCUAAUGAAGAUGAUGUAAACGAAGCCAAGCAGCACACUCUCCUCUUUCUUUCCACUUUUGUGCACCGAAACGAAAGCGAAAUUUGAAAGCAAAAGAAAUCGAAACAAAUACCACCACUGCCACAUAAUAUUUCUCUGAAUUGAAAUCGAAACUGCAUUCUUUACACACACACAUAUACAUAUACACAUAUCUGGGCAAUCGCCAAACGAAUCGAAAUAUGAGAUUGUCGCGGUGCUUAUCGGUCAGUGGAGACCGCCUGCUACUCCUGCUGGCGGCAACACUAGCCAUCGCCCUGGUGCAAGCGGAGCGGGACUUUAACGUAAACGACUCUCAGGUGCCUGUCAUUGAGCCAAAGGAUGUGCCCGCCUACAAGCAGGAUCCCUAUGUGACAGAGCUGAUGGGAUGCCAGAACCAGCAGAACGAGAUUGAGCUCUCGCUGCUGUUGAAGAAGCACGACUGGAGCGAGUUGACGGCCACCAAGCGAGCCCAUGUUCAGGCGAAGCUGGCCAAGUUCUUUGCCAGUUUCAUGAUCGGCUGUGGUCCAAGCUACUUUGUCAUGGGUGAACCGAUAGCCAAGCAGAUUGCCACCAGGUCAAGGAUGGCACUAUUGGUGCUCUAACGGAGGAGAACUUUGGUCUGUGGUUUAUUUGGCGCAAGGAAUUAAAAUCCAGAUCCCAUCGCCGGCGACGUCAAUCGGAGGGUUCUGGAGCCGACGAUGAUGACUACGAGUAUGAAGAUGAGGGAGAGGAUGCUAU
Drosophila miranda is the source of this 926-nucleotide messenger RNA. RefSeq lists its product as uncharacterized. The record is from RefSeq and is a predicted model, not a curated record. NCBI's taxonomy places the organism in Eukaryota, Metazoa, Arthropoda, Insecta, Diptera, Drosophilidae. The coding region runs from base 389 to 790 and encodes 133 amino acids. The transcript is spliced from 5 exons.